AUGAGCUCACUAAACUACUCCUCCCUUGCUAAUGAAGAGGUGGUCGGCUCUGUGAGAGGAGGAGCAGAGAAGAAAGGAGCAGAUUUGACACAUCAAAGAGAAAGACCAGACUCAGAGGAACCAGAGCCAGGGACGUCCAAACCAGCAAGACGACACCAGUGCUCCCACUGUGGAAAGGGUUGUAACCGGUUAUGGGACGUGAAACAACAUGAGAAAAUACACACAGGGGAGAAGACUUACCACUGCUCCCAGUGUGGAAAGAGUUUUAACCAGAAAGCACACCUGAAAGCUCAUGAGAGAAUACACACAGGGGAGAAGCCUUACCACUGCUCCCAGUGUGGAAAGUGUUUCAACCGGCCAGGGCAUCUGAAACUGCACGAGAGAAUACACACAGGGGAGAAGCCUUAUCACUGCUCCCGGUGUGGAAAUAGUUUUAACAAUUUAGGGAAACUGAAACGGCAUGAGAGAAUACACACAGGGAAGAAGCCUUAUCACUGCUCCCAGUGUGGAAAGAGUUUUAUCGGUUUAGGGAAGCUGAAACGACAUGAGAGAAUACACACAGGGGAGAAGCCUUACCACUUCUCCCAGUGUGGAAAGUGUUUUAAUGAGAACUCAAACCUGAAAGUUCAUGAGAGAAUACACACAGGGGAGAAGCCUUACCACUGCUCCCAGUGUGGAAAGAGUUUUAACAAUUUAGGGACCCUGAAACAACAUGAGAGAAUACACACAGGGGAGAAGCCUUGCCAUUGCUCCCAGUGUGGAAAGAGUUUUAACAAUUUAGGGAACCUAAAACAACAUGAGAGAAUACACACAGGGGAGAGGCCUUACCACUGCUCCCAGUGUGGAAAGUGUUUCAUCCGGUCAAAGGAGCUGAAAAGACAUGAGAGAAUACACACAGGAGAGAAGCCUUAUCACUGCUCCCAGUGUGGAAAGAGUUUUAACAAUUUAGGGAACCUGAAACAUCAUGAGAAAAUACACACAGGUGAGAAGCCUUACCACUGCUCCCAGUGUGGAAAGUGUUUCAACCGGUCAGGGGGGCUGAAACGACACGAGAGAAUACACACAGGGGAGAAGCCUUUCCACUCCUCCCAGGGUGCAAAGCUUUUGCCCAUUUAGGAAGCCUGAAAGAACACAUGAGACUGCACACAGAGGAGAAUGCUUACAAAAGGCCAGACUGUGAGAAAACAUAUUACUCAGAACAGUCACUUAAACGUCUUUAGAGAAUCCACACAGGAGAGAGAAAUGACUUCUCUUAGCGUGUAUAUUGAUAUUUCACAUCACAUUGACUUAAAAUUCAUCAGAGAACACACACAGUGCUCCCGUUGUCUUAUAUUGUACACUGACAAUGUGUUUACCUGUUUUUACCAUAUUAAAUUGUUUCUUCCAAUUAUUGAUAAACAUAUACCUGUUAAGAAACUGACUGUUAGAACUGUUAAGGCUCCAUGGAUUGAUGAGGAAUUUAAAAACUGUAUGGUCAUUGGUAAAAAUAGGAAAGAGUUUUAACCAGAAAGGACACCUGAACCAACAUGGGAAAAUACACACAGGGGAGAAGCCUUAACACUGCUUAACACUGCGAUUUGGUUGGGUUGUGUAUCGGAGGACGCAUGACUUUGACCUUCGUCUCUCCCGAGCCCGUACGGGAGUUGUAGCGAUGAGACAAGAUUGUAGCUACUAACAAUUAGAUACCACGAUAUUGGGGAGAAAAAGGGAGGUAAAAUUAAACAUUUUAAAAAUUAAAACACAUGAGACUCCACACAGGGGAGAAGCUUUACCACUGCUCCCAGUGUGCAAAGCGUUUGCCCAUUUAGGAAGCCUGAAAGAAUACAUGAGAAGGCUUACUAAAUACUCAGACUGUGGGAAAACAUAUUACUCAUCACAGUCACUUCAACGUCAUAAGAGAAUCCACACAAAAGAGAAGAAUUACUUGUAAUAUUGAUAUUUCACAUCACAUUGACUUAAAAUGAAUCAGAGAACAUACACAGUGCUCCUGUUGUCUUAUAUUGUUGACUAAGAAUGUGUUUACUUGUUUUUACCAGAUGGAAGUGAAUUGUACAAAGUAUACUUAAACAUAUAGUUGUUUGUUUCUAUUAGAAAACAUGAAUUGAAUAUGGAGUCUGUCAGUUUGAAUAUAGAGUAGAUCAGAU
Molecule: messenger RNA, 2144 nt
Organism: Oncorhynchus mykiss (rainbow trout)
Lineage: Eukaryota; Metazoa; Chordata; Actinopteri; Salmoniformes; Salmonidae
Source: RefSeq, a predicted model, not a curated record